AUGCCAAUUUGGCCCACAAGGGAAAAAAUCCAGAAACACAUGCCAGAGUGUUUUAAACAGAUCUACCCAGGGUGUCGAGGAAUCAUUGAUGCUUCAGAAAUCAAAACAGAGGCACCAUCAAGUUUAGUCCUCAACAGUGAGUUAUACUCGUCCUACAAAAGCCACACUACAUACAAAGGGAACAUUGUUAUCUCCCCAAGUGGUGAGGUCAUCCAUGUCAGUGGUCUUUUUGCAGGUUCCAUCUCAGAUAAGGAACUUGUGAAAAGGUCUGGUUUAUUGGAUUUGUUGGAACCUGGGGAUCAGAUCCUUGCUGAUAAAGGGUUUACCAUCCAGGACCUUUUGACCCCCAUUGGGUGUGAGUUAGCUAUACCUUCGUUUCUAAGCAGUAAGGGUCAGUUCUCUAAAAAGGACCUAGCAAAGAGCAAGCAAAUACAUAAUCUGAGAGUUCAUGUUGAACAAGCUAUACGACGCGUUAAAGAAUUUCAGUUUUUGACAAAAUUGGUCCACUUUCAAUGGCUGGAAGUAUCAAUCAAUUGUGGACAGUGCCAUGCCUCAUAA
This is a messenger RNA of Orbicella faveolata, 558 nucleotides long. RefSeq lists its product as uncharacterized. The record is from RefSeq and is a predicted model, not a curated record. Lineage: Eukaryota; Metazoa; Cnidaria; Anthozoa; Scleractinia; Merulinidae.